Messenger RNA from Penicillium diatomitis, 1875 nucleotides. RefSeq lists its product as uncharacterized. The record is from RefSeq and is a predicted model, not a curated record. Gene Ontology annotation, molecular function: medium-chain fatty acid-CoA ligase activity. Bases 1 to 1875 code for a protein of 624 amino acids. Gene Ontology annotation, biological process: fatty acid metabolic process. The transcript has 7 exons. Lineage: Eukaryota; Fungi; Ascomycota; Eurotiomycetes; Eurotiales; Aspergillaceae.
AUGCGCCCUUGCGGAGGAGGAAUUGUCGCGGCUUUACGAAGCAGACGCCAUGAUGCGAUCCCUGCUUCCUUGACAUCGCAGCUCUACAAGACAUCGGCUUAUGAGCUGAGACUGUCCAGGAGGGGUUUGCUCACCGAUAGUUAUGCACGAGGUCCAGCCACGCCACCCUUGCUGGAGCUGACAGUUGGUGAACAUUUUGCGAAAGUUGUCUCUGAAUAUGGCGACCGUACAGCGGUCAUUUCAAAACACCAGAGGGAUCGCUUUUCCUAUGCCUCCCUUGAUCACAGGAGUAACUCACUAGCUCGCGGAUUGGCGUCCGUGGGAGUGAAGAAAGGAGACCGGGUGGGAGUCAUGCUAGGAAAUUCGGUGGAAUAUGCUGUGACAAUUCAUGCUUUGGUUAAAUUGGGCGCUAUUCUGGUCCCACUGAAUCCUUCAUUCAAUGCUGCCCAGGUCAUAUCUGCGCUGGCUCAUCUUGAAUCAAGUCAUCUCAUCAUAAGUAGCGAGUCCAAUCUUCCUCGAAAGGAUCCUCGCUCAAAUCUACCGCUUAUAGACCAACUCAUUGACGAUGUCUCCACGUCAAAAUUAGAGUCUUCGUCUGUACCAUCCUUGAAGCGUGUCAUUGUGGUCGACAACUCAGCUGGUCGUGUGGAUACAAGAUUGUACAAGAACUUGACUCCGUUCAACUCCCUUGUGUCCAAUCUGGUGGCAGACAGUCGCUCACUCCCUUCUCAGGAUCUCUCCCCAGACGAGAUCAUUAAUAUCCAAUUCACCUCCGGCACCACAGCAAUGCCCAAAGCGGCGUGCCUCAGUCACCGCUCGAUUCUGAACAACGGAGCGCAGAUCGGAGAUCGCAUGCUUCUAACGCCCGGAGAUAUAGUUUGCUGUCCUCCUCCCCUGUUUCAUUGUUUCGGGUUAAUCCUCGGAUUCAUGGCCACAGCAACUCAUGGCUCAGCAAUCGUCUUCCCGUCCGAGUCAUUCAAUGCGAAGGCAGCGCUGAGCGCAGUACAGGAAGAAAAGUGUACUGCGCUGUACGGUGUUCCAACAAUGUUUUUGGAAGAGCUCAGUCUUAUUGAAUCUGGGGAAGUUUCGAGCGAUGGAUUUCAGUUCCUGCGCACAGGUAUUGCUGCCGGCAGCAGUAUCCCUGCGGAGCUUAUGAAAAAGCUUCAUAAGGUGCUCAACCUCACGGAAUUGACAAUAUGCUACGGAAUGACAGAAACGAGCCCUGUGUCUGCGAUGACGACGACUGACGAUCCCCUUGGGAAACGUAUCAACACCGUAGGACGUCUCAUGCCACACGUGGAGGCCAAAAUUGUCGAUCCAGUCGACAAGUCCCAGAUUCUUCCAGUCGAGACACGAGGCGAACUCGCCGUUAGUGGAUACCUUCUGAUGAAAGAGUAUUGGAAUGAGCCCAACCGGACUGCAGAGGUUAUGAUUCCAGAUGCAGAAGGAAAGACGUGGAUGCAUACCGGUGAUGAAGCAACAAUAUCAGCCGACGGCUACGUGACCAUCACCGGCCGCAUCAAAGAUUUGAUCAUCCGCGGCGGAGAGAAUAUCCAUCCCUUGGAGAUUGAAAACUGCCUGCUGGGGAUGCCUGAGAUCAACGAUGUCUCCAUCGUAGGCGUUCCGGAUCAGCGCUAUGGCGAGGUUGCUGCUGCUUUUGUGAUCGCUCGAGACCACACCUAUAGCCCUCUGACCCCCGAGAAGAUUCAGUAUUGGGUUCGUGAGAAGCUAAGCAACCAUUUAGCGCCCAAGUACGUCUUCUUCCUUGCGCCUGGCGAGUCUUUUCCCAAAACCGCGAGUGGGAAGAUUCAGAAAUUCAAGCUACGGGAAGAAGCUAUCAGGCUUAUUGCAAAGGAUACGAAGAAGUCAGAGUGA